CUCUAUAGUCUUUGGGACGGAAAGAUACACAACUCUACUAUAGAUUAAUUUAUUUCCUCCUUAUGUAGAUAAGAAAAUUACAUUGCCAAUCUUAUCGAUCUAUACUCAGAACAAGAGUAUUUAUUAGACGCAGAUCAAUCUAGCUGUGCAUUAACAUAUUCACCUACAAUAUUUAGUACCAAUGACAAUAAUCAGUGUUGGGAGCAUCACCCUGCCUGACGCACGAGUGGCGGCCUUUACCUUGUUAAUAAAACACUGCUGCUAACGUAACAACAAGAGAUGAACAACACCGACCCCAAACGCAAGCUUAAAGAGGAGGAUGAGGAGGAAGAAGAAAGUGAGGAUGAAUGGAUCGGACCAAGACCAGACGAGGCUGCUGUCACACCUAAACCCAAGAAAAUUAAAGUACUGAAACAUGAACAGAUGUACCUGGACUACUUGCCUUGUGCUGAAUACUACGAGAAGAGUUACAUGCAUCGUGACACUGUCAUGCAUGUUGUCGUAACGAAAACUGACUUCAUCAUAACAGGCAGCUCUGAUGGUCACAUCAAAUUCUGGAAGAAGCAAGAGGAGGGUGUGGAAUUUGUCAAACAUUUUCGUGCACAUUUAGGGAAUGUACAGCACCUUGCUGCCAAUACUGCAGGCACCAGGCUUGUUUCUAUAUCACAUGACAAAUCACUGAAAGUCUUUGAUGUGGAAAACUUUGACAUGAUUAACAUGAUGAAGUUGAACUUCACCCCAAGCACAAGUGAGUGGAUCCAUCCACUAUCGGACCCACAACACUCACUGGCUGUGUCAGACUCUACAAGUCCCAAAAUAUACAUCUUUGAUGGCCAUGGUACAAAUACACCUCUGCACAUCUUGAGUUCAAUCCAUACCAAACCUGUUACAAUCAUAAAGUACAAUGUAUCCUAUGAUAUUGUCAUCUCUGUUGACGAAAUUGGUAUGAUUGAGUAUUGGUGUGGGACCAAGAAUGAAUUCCAGACACCAAAUUGUGUUAACUUCAAGUCUAAGCUUGAUACAGAUCUGUUUGAAUUUGUCAAGCACAAGACAGUCCCCAGAUGUAUGGCCAUCUCACCAAAUGGAUUACAGUUUGCUACCAUUGGUGCCGAUAAAAAGGUUCGUGUGUUUAAAUUUCUCACUGGAAAACUCACUCGGGUGUUUGAUGAGAGCCUUCAACAUUAUACUGAAUUGCAACAACGAAAGCAACAAAUCCCAAAUAUGGAAUUUGGAAGAAGACUUGCAGUGGAACGUGAUGUGGAGAAAGGUGGAGCCUUAGCUGUGUGCAACUUGGUAUAUGAUGAAAGUGGUUACUUUCUCCUUUAUGCAACCAUGCUUGGGGUCAAAAUUGUAAACCUUUAUAAUAAUCGAUUAGUGAGGACAAUUGGCAAGCCUGAAAAUUUAAGGUUGCUGAAUCUUGCUCUCUUCCAGGGCAAGGUGAAGAAGAAUAAGGGAGCAAUAACAAUGGAGAUGGAAGCCUCAGAAAAUCCAGCCCUUGACUCAGCACGUGCUGACCCCACUCUUGUGGCUACAGCUUUCCGUAAAAACCGUUUUUAUCUAUUUACACGUCGUGAUGCGACAGACACAAAAAGUGUUGAUACUGAUCGUGAUGUCUUCAAUGAAAAACCAUCAAAGGAAGAUAUAAUUGCUGCUACUGAACAGGGAGGUGGCCAGAGACUGUAUGAAACUGCAGUGCUCCAUACUUCUCUUGGAGAUAUUACCCUUAAGCUAUUUCCAAAGGAAUGUCCCAAGACUGUAGAGAACUUUUGUGUCCAUGCAAAGAAUGGUUUCUAUAAUGGUCACUUAUUCCACCGUAUCAUAAAACAGUUUAUGAUUCAGACUGGUGAUCCAUUGGGGACUGGUGUUGGUGGUGAGAGCAUUUGGGGAGGAGAAUUUGAAGAUGAAUUUCACCCAGCGCUCCGUCAUGACCGCCCAUAUACACUCAGCAUGGCCAAUGCAGGACCAAACACUAAUGGAUCUCAAUUCUUCAUUACUGUUAUCCCAACUCCUUGGCUGGAUACCAAACACACUGUGUUUGGCCGUGUAAUCCGUGGCAUGGAAGUUGUACAGAACAUUUCCAAUGUGAAGUGCAAUCCCAAAACUGAUAAGCCUUAUGAUGACAUCACAAUUAUAUCAGUCACAGUCAAAUAAAGGCUACGGUAUGUAGACGUGUUGUCCAUAUGUGAAUUGAUCUUUAUAUCAUAAUUUAAACAAAUUUUUUCUUUUCUUUUUUAUUUUCACAUCACGAUAGAUGAUAAGAUAUCCUGUUCAUAUUCAUCAUGUGAUUGAUAGUUUGAAUAUUUACUUUUUGCAGAAUGUGAUUAUCUUUACAGUGUUAAUGUUUUUAUAUGAAAUACUCCACAUAUGGCUCUGUGUGCCCAACAGGUUGAUUGUGAGCCAUGAAAAGAUUUUGAAACUGCCUGUGACAAGAAGUGUAGCAACUGAUGAAACUGUAAAAUUUUACUUAAUAAAGUUAGUUAGGAUU
This is a messenger RNA of Homarus americanus (American lobster), 2485 nucleotides long. Its product is annotated as peptidylprolyl isomerase domain and WD repeat-containing protein 1-like. The coding region runs from base 280 to 2151 and encodes 623 amino acids. The record is from RefSeq and is a predicted model, not a curated record. Gene Ontology annotation, biological process: protein peptidyl-prolyl isomerization. The transcript is spliced from 11 exons. Gene Ontology annotation, molecular function: protein binding; peptidyl-prolyl cis-trans isomerase activity. NCBI's taxonomy places the organism in Eukaryota, Metazoa, Arthropoda, Malacostraca, Decapoda, Nephropidae.